Etheostoma cragini (Arkansas darter) is the source of this 7468-nucleotide messenger RNA. Its product is annotated as M-protein, striated muscle-like. The transcript is spliced from 41 exons. The coding region runs from base 133 to 6843 and encodes 2236 amino acids. NCBI's taxonomy places the organism in Eukaryota, Metazoa, Chordata, Actinopteri, Perciformes, Percidae. The record is from RefSeq and is a predicted model, not a curated record. Gene Ontology annotation, molecular function: protein binding.
GGGGUGGAAGGGGAACAGCAUUCCCUGGGUGAGAGGGUAAUAUUUUUGUUACCAUCAGCAAGUGCUUCCCAAGCGGCAUCAGGCUGGUCUUCCACCGCUUUGCGCUGUUUUAAUCUCUCUGGUGUUCCAGUCAUGGCUUCCAAAGUCACACCUUGGUAUAAGAAGAAGCGCGUGAGCCAAGUUAAAACUGAUUACGCGUAUGACCACACUAAAUGCGUGUCUGCCAAGCAGCACACGGCAGUCAGGACAUCCAGCUCUAAAUCGGUGAGCCAAGUGCAGGCCCAGGCCACAGCGGCUAUGGCAGAACCAACCUAUACCGUACCUGCGUUCCGGCAGAGAACUGCUGAGGAGGGGACGGAGGAGUACCAGCGGGUGAGCACGAAAGUUGAGAAAGGACUGACUGUGAUCCAGGAGGAGCUCCACAGGAUGAGGAUGGCCACCAAGACCCAAGUGGAUAACAUUGCUAUCCAGAGGGAGGUUAGGGACAUGAUGUACAAGAAGACGAAUGUGUUGGAGGACAUCCCAAAGUCGCCGGACUUCCUGGUUGCCCUGCGGCCCCACACCGUGUGGGAGAAGACCCCCGUCAAACUGUUCUGCACGGUGCAGGGCAACCCGAGGCCCAUUGUCAAAUGGUAUAAAGGCGGAGUGCCGGUCGACCCGCUCACCGCUCCAGGAAAGUACAAGAUUGAAAACAAGUAUGGAGUCCACAGUUUGAUCAUUAGCAGGUGUGCUGUGAGUGACACCGCGGAGUACAGCGCUGUGGCCACCAACGUUCACGGGACGGCGACCAGCAAGGCCACGGUCACCGUAAAGAGAGCAUCAGGAUCCGGGGAGUCCUGCCUGCUUGGUUUAGUGCCCCACCUGACUGAGAUCCAUCCCAGUAAGCUGGAGGUCAGCAUGCUGGAUCGCUUCUCUGUGAGCUUUGGCGUGGAGGGGGGCUCCAUCAGUCUGGUCUGUACCCUGGUUGUCGUGCCUGACCUCCCCAACCUGCCCCCCCUUGCCCAGUGGUACAGAGACGAUAAACUGCUGAAACCAAGCAAGCUGGCAGAGAUGUCGGUGGGUGGAGGUGCGGCCCGUCUGACGCUGCCCCACCUGGCCAAGGACGACGAGGGCCUCUACACUCUCCGCAUCUUCACAAAGGACGGUACCACCGAACACAGCGCCUACCUGUUUGUUUCAGAUGCCGCGCCCUCUAAGCCCGGGGCUCCUGGUGCACCAUUAAGCGUAAAGGCAUACGACAUCAACGCCGACUACGUCCUGGUUGCCUGGAAACCCCCCAACACCGUCAACGAGGCGGUAAUCACCGGAUACUUCGUGGAUCGGUGUGACUCUGGCAGCGACACCUGGGUCCAGUGCAACGACGCCCCCGUGAAGGUUUGUAAAUACCCGGUGCACGGCCUGAAAGUGGGCCACUCCUACCACUUCCGGGUCAGGGCCGUGAACAGCGCCGGCGUCAGUAGGCCGUCCCGCAAGUCGGACAAAGUGACCGCCCUGGACGCCGCCGAGAGCGAGAGGCUGCAAGUGAUUAAAAUCGAAGGGAAAUACGACAUAGUGAUCAAGGCUGAGGACCUGGAAGGCUACGUAACGAUCCCGGGGGAGCCCACCGACGUGCACGCAUCGGAGAUUUUCAAAUCGUACGUGGUGCUGAGCUGGACGCCUCCCAGCCCCCGCGGACGAGCUCCGCUGUGGUACGUCAUCGAGAAGUGCUUAGCGGGCACUGGAGCAUGGCAGCGGAUCAACACGGCAGUCAAACUGCACUCCCCUCGUUACCCGGUUUUUGAUUUGCAAGACGGGCAAAAGUACCAGUUCCGAGUGUAUUCGGUCAACUUGUACGGGUCCAGCGAGGCGUCCGAGCCCUCUGAACCCGUCCAAAAGGUGGAUGAGGAUGGUGUGGAGCUCCCAAUUGGCGUCCCGUCUGCUCCCGGCCAGGUCGUUGCCACCAGAAACACCAAGUCGUCUGUGUUUGUGCAGUGGGAUGCUCCCAAACAUCUGAAGAACCUCAUGGGUUACUACAUCGAUGGCCGCAUUGCAGGAUCCAAGGAGUGGUUCCCCUGUAACCACAAACCCUAUAAACACAACAGGUUUGUGGUCCACGGCCUGAUCCCCGGGGAGAGCUACACGUUCCGUGUCCAAGCCGUCAACGUGUACGGCCUCAGUGAGGAGUCUCAGGAGUCCUCAUCCAUCACCGUGGAGCCAGCCCUCGGCAAGGGGGUGGAAUAUGCAACUCCCAGCGCUCCCUUUGGCAUCACUCUGCUGAGCUGUGACGGAUCCUCCAUGACUUUGGCCUGGAAGAGUCCCAAACACAGCGGCGGCUCCAAAGUCAACGCUUACUACAUCGACAAGAGAAACGCCGACUCUUUGGUUUGGAAGGAGGUCAACCUGGCGGCCAUCACGGAGAGAGUCUGCACUGUUGACAGUCUGACCGAGGGAACCUUCUACGAGUUCAAGGUCCAGGCGGCUAACAUGGCCGGUGUCGGCGUGCCCUCUGCUCCCAGCACCCCGAUGAAAUGUGAAGCUUGGACCAUGGAAGAGCCAGGCCCGGCCUACGACCUGAGCUUCAGUGAGGUCCGGAGUCAGUCCCUCGUCCUCUUGUGGAAGGCUCCAGUCUACACCGGAGCCAGUGCCGUCACUGGAUAUUUGGUGGACAUGGCUAAGAAGGGCUCAUCGGAGUUUGUUACUCUGACUCAGGAAGCUGUGAACCACCGUUACCUGCAGGUGACUGGUCUGACAGAAGGUGAAACCUACGUGUUCAGAGUUCGUUCCGUCAAUGCGGCCGGUGUUGGAAAACCUUCCCAGUUGUCUGAGCCGAUCUGUGCCAAAGCUCUUCCAGGCACCAAGGAGAUUGUGGCUGGCGUGGACGAGGAGACUGGAGACGUCUUCCUGUCUUUUGAAGCCUGUGAGAUCUGUGAGACGUCCAAGUUCGUGUGGUCGAAGAACUACAAAGCCAUCGGCGAGUGCCCCAGGGUGGCCGUCACAAACAAGGGCAGAACUUCCAGGCUGACUUUCUCCAACCCCGAUAAAGACGAUCUCGGCACAUACUCUGUGGUCGUCACGGACACCGAUGGCGUUUCCUCCAGACACACUCUGAUUGAGGACGCCCUGAACACCAUGCUGGAGCUCAGCUACGCCAUCAGACAUCCAGUUGUUCCUCUGAAGCACGGUCUGAACUACGAGGUUUUGGAGAAGGGUCACGUGCGCUUCUGGGUGCAGGCCGUCAAGCUGUCCCCCUCUGUGUCCUACAGGUUCAUCGUUAACGACAAGGAGGUCAAAUCUGGGGAGGGAAUCAAGAUCAGUCACGAUGUGGCCACGGGGGUCAUCCAGAUGACUUUGGACCAGUUCACCAGAGCCAACGAGGGCACUUACACAGUCCAGAUCACCGACGGCAAGGCCAAAGUCCAGAGCUCCCUGGUCCUGGUGGGAGACGUGUUCAAAGUUGCUCUGAAGGAGGCUGAGUUUCAGAGGAAGGAGCACAUCAGGAAGCAAGGUCCACAUUUCUCUGAGUAUCUGUACUUCACUGUCACUGAGGAUUGCACUGUCAUGCUUGCCUGCAAGGUGGCCAAUGUGAAGAAGGAGACGUCUUUCCACUGGUACAAAGAGGAUGAGGAGAUUGUUCCAGAAACUCCUCCCAAUGUUAUGUCGGGAGCCUGCGCUCUGCCCAUCCCUCUGUUCUCCAGAAAGGAUCAUGGCAUCUACAAGGCCGUGCUCAGUGACGACCGAGGAAAGGACACGUCUCUGUUUGACAUUUCAGGCAAAGUGUUUGAUGAUAUCAUCAAUGCCCUCGCCAAGAAUGCUGGUGCGUCUGCCUCUGAGCUGGUACUGCAGUGCACACCAGAGGGCAUCAGGCUGCAGUGCUACAUGAACUACUACACAGAGGAGAUGAAGACCGUCUGGAAACACAAGGAGAGUAAGAUCGCCUCCUCUGAGAAGAUGAGGAUCGGAGGCACGGCGGAGAUGGCCUGGAUGCAGAUCUGUGAUCCGUCUGACAAGGAGAAGGGUAACUACUCCAUCGAGAUCUCAGACGGCGUGCAGACCCACACCAGAUCCUUCGACCUCUCCGGACAGGCAUCAACCGAUGCCUACGAGGAGUUCCUCCGAGCCGAGCAGAUAAACCACUUUCUAUCAGAGAAGGAGAUCCUGUUCAUUUUGGAAAAUGCAGAGUUACCAGUGGUGGAGGAGGAAGACCCGUCUGAGGGGAAACGGGCCGCAGACGAGGACAGACCCUCCACCUACUUCCCAACCGAGUCGGAUGAGGAGGUGCCCGAUCUUGACCUGGGCUGGCCGGAGGUCUCGCUGGAGGAUGUGGAGACCAACAUCAGCCUGCUGUUCCAACCGCCCAGACAAAACACUCCGACCAUUAAAGAAGUGGUUCGCAAGCAGAUACAGAAGGCGAGGAAGGUUAUUGCCAUAGCGAUGGACGUGUUCACUGAUGUCGAUAUUUUCAAAGAGAUCAUCACUGCCACGUUGAGGGGCGUGGUGGUCUACAUCCUCCUGGAUGAAGCCCAGUUCAAGAGUUUCCUCACCAUGUCACACAGGGUGGGCGUCAACAUUCAAGACCUCAAGACCCUUCGUGUCCGGACGGUUCAGGGUCAGCAGUACCAGUGCCAGUCCGGGGUGAAGUUCCAUGGAGAUUUGGAGCAAAGAUUCCUCAUGGUGGACUGCAAAACAGUGGUGUAUGGAACAUACAGCUAUACAUGGGCGUUUGAGAAGAUCAACCUCAGCAUGGUCCUGGUGAUCACGGGUCAGCUGGUUGGCUCUUAUGACGAGGAGUUUCGAAGACUGUACGCUCGUUCCUCAUUUCCUGUAGUUCUGUCCAGGGAGAAGCCAUCUGUCCUGUACCUACGAGACACUGUGGGCCUGCAGAGCCCAAAUUCCAGCCAGGUUUUCCUCCAUCAAAUUCAAAAGACACCCAAAGUUAUGCCUGACAUGAGGAUUACUCAGGAUGACAGGAUUAACAAUGCCGCCAUAAUGACCAGGGGCCUGAGCGUGCAGGACAGACUGCAUCAAUCUCACUGUUUGGACAUGGGGAAUCUGGUGCGGGGACACAGCUAUGGCGGAGAACUGCAGAAUUUGAACUCCAUAAGUCGUCUGCGGAUGGGGACCAAGAACGUCGGAGUCCCCUUCGCUCCCGAGAACACAGGAUCUAAAGUGAGGGGGGGUGGCGACUCGCUGCUAACAAACAGGAUGUCUCACCAACACAUUAGGCACCAGACUCGCUAUGGAGCGGACCAAAAUAUGAUACCGUUCAACUCUGAAACCUCCCUCAACAGGUGGAAGAUAGACACAUACUUUAAUGACAGCAACAUGCCUCUAGAUGCCUCAUGCGAUGCAUUAUCCCCAAUGGCAUCUCCGUAUAGUAGCCACACAGGCUUGAACGAGCAUCAGUCACAGCUGAUUCACAACAGGUCGAGGGACAUAAAGUCCAGGAUGGAGGAACUGAGGCAGAAGAGGCUCAGUCUGCAGGAGUACAGUAAUCUCAAGCAGAGCCAAGAGUCCUUGAGGUCUCUGUAUAUGACUGUGGAAAGACCUAAAUUUGUGUCUCUGUUAAGAGGUAUGGACAAGCGGCACAGUGCGGCAGAAUUAGAGCCAAAGACAGUCAAAGGUUGCAGCCUGGAAGCAGCCAACCCCAGAGACGGUGAGUCAAAUAAGGGAGGCAACAAAAGAGAGCAACCUUUCACUGAUGGACACCGCUCUGCCUCUCACUUCAACGUCACAAUGGCUCAAGAUCGAAAGACAACGCAGACGUACGACUGGCACGAGCCUCUUUCCAGGACAACCUCGGCUGCCGAAUUAGAGAUGAAACUAAAGGAUCCAUUGCUCAAGCUCUCUCAUUUGCAGCCCAGUGGUCUCCAACACCCAAGAGCGAUGGAGUCUUUGAUUGAGAUCCCUGAAGAGAAAGAGGGUUCACGUGUCAACAGUUCGGACUCAGCUGCAUUUAAAGAUGAAAAUGAGGAGAUUCGCAAGGACAAGAAAGCUGUUCCAAAGGAGAGCACUGUGCAGUCCAGCGUAUCUGCUGAAUCACAGCGCCAGGAUCAAGCCAGAGGAAGACGUGGUUCUGUAGGUAAGGCAGCCAACAGCUCAGGCUCACCUGCUCCAAGAGAAGGAAUAAAAUCAACACCUAAUGAGACACAACCUGUCCCAAAAAUCGUAAGCACUUCGACAGGACCUCAGCAUGCCGCCAACGCUAAGAGUAGUCACAUAGAAAAAGAGCCAACACAGCGCGAGGAACCGCCCCUUCAGAGGAAGAAUUCCUUGAGAAAGAAAGUAUACUUGAUGCUUUCCCCAGACGAAAAGAAAGCAUCCAAAAAACAUGAGAAGUCACUCCAAAGAAAGGCCUCGCUGAGAUCUUCGCUAAAUCCCUCAGGAUCCAACCAACCCCUCAGAUCAGCCCAUUCACAGGCACCUGUGCCAGAGCAAACCACAGAGAAAGGUCAAUUGCCGAGCAUCACCAGGUCCCAGAGCUCUCUCGGUAGUCAACCCGAGACAGAGAAGCAUAAAUCUCCAUUCCAAAGACUGUCUCCUCAGCGUUCAAGCAAAAAGAAGCCGAAUCCAGCAGGAGAGCCGGACCGAGGCUCGAAGAACACUCUGGACGCCGAGGGAGCGACUGCCCAUCACACCAAGAGAGAGAAAGUCUACAGUCGGUUUGAAUAUUAUCUCAGCUCUGACAGUAUUCCUCAGGAUAAAUCAAUGACAGGGGCAAGCAUGUUGCCUUCAGAAAAAGACAGAGGCUCUUCCCCGAACAAUCAUGACUCUGGCUAUCCAACGUAUGAGACACAAAGUGGCACAGACAACAAACUGGGAAGAUUCAUGCAGCGAGUAGGAAAUCUAAUCGGUAAGAACAAGUAGAGUUGUAGGAAAAGAGGAACCAUGCUCAAGAAUGAAGGCAGUAAUCCAUGUUCUGUUUAUUGAUGUGUUUUGGUUCCCAUACAGAGACAAAGACGCCAUAUGUGGUCAUCUCUGCAGUAUGCUACGUUUUUUUCUUUUCAUAGGAUUGAUAAUGUACCUAAGAUCUUAUCAGGGAGGCAGCUGGGUCAAUAUGAUAAUACCUGGAAGUCAAGGUGUUUACAGAUGAAGUUAUAGCAGGGUGAAUAUGACACAUAAAAAUGUGUUAUCAAGUGAGUUGAAUCGUGUGGAAAGACAUCUGUCUUUAUAUUGAAAGUGUUUGUUCUUUUUCAAAGUUUACUUAAAGGAAAAGUCUGGUGAGGCUUUUUAGUUUGGCAGGAAAAGACCAAAACCAACACUGAAUGGAGUAAGGAAUUACAAGUAGUUGUCCAGAGUCCUGUCCUGUAGGCUAAACCUGAGCUUUGAUUAGUUAUAGCCUGAUAAAACAUGAGAUGAUGAUUAUAGAAUAGAAUAUAAUAGAUUAGAAUGCCUUCAUUGUCAUUAUACACAAGUACACAGUAUCUGUGCAAUGAGAUUGAAGCAAUCCCUUUACAGUGUUGACACAGAAUUAUCAAAAAUAUAAGAUAUA